Lactuca saligna is the source of this 1623-nucleotide messenger RNA. NCBI's taxonomy places the organism in Eukaryota, Viridiplantae, Streptophyta, Magnoliopsida, Asterales, Asteraceae. The record is from the annotation of a GenBank genome assembly.
AUGGAAGUUUUAUCAUCCGGCGAUGAAUCCGAUCACCGGAACCAGAGUACUCCGCCGGUGGUAGGACCUCAGUCUGCUUCGUACCUUCCGGUCAUUUCUCCGACCAAGCCGCCGGUCGCUGGGGGGAACUACUUGGGGAAAGCUGGGAGCGAAAACCUAACUGAGGUUCAGUUGAUGAAAGAUAGAUUUUCUAAGCUGUUGCUCGGAGAAGAUAUGACUGGAAGAGGAAAUGGAGUUUGUACUGCUCUUGCCAUCUCCAAUGCCAUUACACAUCUCUCUGCUACUGUAUUUGGGGAUCUAUGGAAAUUGGAACCCUUGAGUCCACAAAUGAAGUCGAAGUGGAGAAAAGAGAUGGAAUGGCUUCUAUCAGUAAGUGAUUCCAUCGUGGAACUUACUCCAUCGUUCCAACAAUUCCCAGAUGGAGGCACCUUCGAGGUUAUGGUGACCCGACCCAGGUCCGAUUUAUACAUAAAUCUUCCAGCACUCAAAAAACUCGACGCCAUGCUUGUCACCAUGCUUGACGGAUUCCACGAUUCAGAGUUCUGCUACGUUGAUCGUGGGUUAGUCGUUUCCGAUCAUGGCGGAAACGUUAAACGACGACAUUCUAACGCUUCACUAUCCGAUAGCCCUUUAAUUCAGUAUGAAGAGAAAUGGUGGUUGCCUUUCCCAAAAGUUCCGACGAAAGGGCUGUCGGAGAAAACAGUGAAGAAGUUACAUCAAUGCCGGGAAUGCAGCAAUCAAGUCUUCAAAGCUGCUGCAUCAAUCAAUAACAAUGUUCUUUCGCAAAUGGAGGUUCCUAAAGUUUACUUGGAGACAUUACCCAAGAGUGCGAAAGCUUGUUUAGGGGAAACUCUUCAUCACUAUAUAACAACUACACAGUUCUCGCCGGAAUCCCUAAUUGAUUACCUGGAAAUGUCGUCGGAAUGCACAACUCUUCAAAUAGCAAACAGAAUCGAAGCAGCGAUGCAUAUUUGGACAGGAAAAAGCUCAAAAAGCCAUGGAAACGGGAAGCUAUCAUGGACAGGUAACGUAAAAGGCGAUAAAGAACGAAGUAAACUUCUUUCGGGAAGGGCAAACACCAUUUUGAAGAAUUUAAAGCUCCAAUUCCCUGGUCUUCCACGAACGAGGUUGGAUCUUGAUAAGAUCCAAUCCAACAAGGAUGUAGGGCAAGCGAUUGUGGAGAGCUAUUCUCGGGUGAUUGAAAGUUUAGCUUUUAAUUUAAUGGCGAGGAUUGAUGAUCUGUUAUACGUAGAUGAUGCUACCAAGAAACGUGCUGCAAUGGUGGCUGGUGUUCAUCUUCAACGGCCGAGAUUCCAUGGCUUCUCAUCGUCGUCUUCCAUGGUGGGACGACCGUCGUUUGGCAAUUCAUCUAUGACGAUUAGAAAUCCGGGGAAAAGACGAUCAUCUUUUAGUUCAACGAGCAAUAUUGAUCGGCUUGAAGAGGCUUUAGAAAGAUUAACAUUCAAUUAGCUAUAACUAUAGAUCUAUGGAGGAUAUAUGUAUAUGUGGGUUAAAUCUUAAAUGUACGCUUGAGAUUUGUGUCUUUCAACUAUGGUAACAAAAAGUAGCAUGUUAACUUAUUUGAGGAUUCUUGUUAUUUAUAACCAUAAAUAAUAAAUAAAC